This is a messenger RNA of Oldenlandia corymbosa var. corymbosa, 1344 nucleotides long. NCBI's taxonomy places the organism in Eukaryota, Viridiplantae, Streptophyta, Magnoliopsida, Gentianales, Rubiaceae. The record is from the annotation of a GenBank genome assembly.
AUGGCGAAGACACCUUUGGAUGAGGAAACCUCAAAAAAAGUCAUUCGUCAGGUAGAGUUUUACUUCAGUGAUAGUAAUCUUCCGAGGGAUAAAUUUCUCAGGGAAACCAUCAGUGAGAGCGAAGAUGGAAUGGUUAGUUUGGCUUUACUGUGCUCCUUCUCCCGUAUGAGAGGGCAUCUGGGGUUAGGAGAUAUAAAGCCUGAAGAUGUUUCUGAUGAUACAGUUCAGUCUGUUGCUGAAACUUUGCGGACUUCUUCUUUCCUUAAAGUUUCUGAAGAUGGGAAAAAGGUUGGAAGGGUCACUGAACUGGCAAAACCAGAUGAGGUUAUAGAGCAAUUAGACAGUAGAACUAUUGCUGCAUCUCCACUGGAGUAUGAUGUCAAGCUUGAAGAUGUAGAGGCCUUCUUUGGUCAGUUUGGGAAGGUUAACAGUGUGAGGCUUCCUCGUCAUGUUAAUGAUAAGAGAUUAUUCUGUGGGACAGCACUUGUUGAAUUCUCUUCAGAGGAAGAUGCUGCAAAAGUUUUGGACCAAAGUGUUGUCUAUUCUGGAAUUGAUUUAGAGUUAAAACAAAAGAAGACCUUUGAUGAAGAAAGAGCUAAGGAAGAAGAAGAAUUCAAAUCCCGUCCUCAGUCUUCUUCACAUCGUAAAAGUGUUGAAGAAGACUACCCUAAAGGCUUAAUUCUAGCCUUCAAACUCAAAAGCAUCUCACCAGAAGGAAAUUCAGAGCAAAACGGUGCACAUGAGAAAACUGCCGAGAUAUCUUUGGAAUCUGAAAAUGUUGAAAAUGAUCAAGGAAAUGAUGACAAUGUUGAGAAGGGUGAAGGAAAGGAUGAAGAGAAUGAUGGUGUGGAAACUGGACCCGAGGUAUCUGAUUCUGUGGAGAAGUCUAGCAUUGUUCAAAAGGAUGAACAAGCUUCAACUGAGAAAAAGACAACUGCUUCAUCUUUCAAAGACGACAAAAAUGUUGUUUUGCGCGAGGAUCUUAAAAUUCUGUUUGGAAAGUUUGGAACUGUAAAGUUCGUUGAUUUCAAGAUGGGGUCAGAGACUGGAUAUGUUCGGUUCGAAGAUGAAGGGGGGAGUCAGAAAGCCCGUGCUGCUGCUGUACUUGCUGAGGAAGGUGGUCUGAUAGUAAAAAAUUUCAUUGCUAUAUUGGAUCCUGUGACCGGUGACGCAGAGAAGGAAUACUGGAGUUUACUCCGCAGUGGCCAGCCUGAUAGAAACCGAGGAAAUUUCAAGGGCAACCGAGGAAGGGGUGGAAGAAACAACCGCGGGUGGAAGAAUUCACGCAGUAGGGAAAAUGAUUCAGGGAGUCGCCCAAACAAGUUCCAGAAGGUUGGGGCAUAG